UGGAAAAUUUGGCUGUAAAGUGCUGAUCAUUGGGAACAAAAACACCUAAUAAAUUGCAUUUAUUCUCCGAAUCUCUUAGUUCUCUCUUCUUCCUCUAAUCUUCUAACAACCAUUUUCUGUUUUGGAUUUAGAUGCAAUUCACAGGCUCAAUUAGUUUUCCUUUUUUUCUAAAAUGUGUCAUCAUUUUCUUGGCAAAUUUUUGUUUAGACAAUAUUGAUGCCAAUCCUCGGAUUUCCGAAGCAGGGUCUGUAUGUGGCAGGAACAUGACAUCACCAUCCGUUAUCAUCCAACAGUACGCUAAAGAAAUGCGAGUUGUGACACAACUUGUGAGCGAAAAUGGAUGGGGCAGUUAUGCUAUUAAUUCAACAGACAUCUCGAUAUAUGCUCUAGCAAACUGUUACCAAGAUCUUCCACACAAUGAUUGUAUUCAAUGCUUCCUUACAAGUUGUGCCAAACUCCCUCGUUGCCUCCCUGCUGUCUCUGGUCGUAUAUAUCUUGAUGGCUGUUUCCUCCGUUAUGAUCACUACAACUUCGUCGACGAAGCUACUGAUGAUGUUUUAGAUAAAGUCAACUGUAGCAGCUCACUUGGAAAGGCGCUCGCUACUACUAGUCAAGAUAAAUUGGCCAAUUUGAUCGAAAAGGUGACGAAAACAGCAAUUGCGAAUGGUGGAUAUGCAGUGGCGCAAUUGGACGGAGUUUAUGGAUUGGCAGAGUGUUGGAGAACAGUGAAUAAACAAGGUUGCAAAGAAUGUUUGGACAAGGCAAGUGAAGUUAUUAAACAAUGUUUGCCUAAUAGGGAUGGUAGAGCUUUGAUUGCUGGUUGUUAUUUGAGGUAUUCCACACACAAUUUCCUCAAUCAUGCGUCUCAGGGUACUAGUAACGGGGCGAGCAAAGGGGUGAUAGUAGCUAUUGUUCUUGGAAUGACAGCUUUCUUCAUGUUGGUUUUCUUUAUUGCUUACGCAGCUCGUAAAAAAUCAUUAAAGCGAAAACAAGAACUCAUUAAUCUUGGCAAAAUAUCGAAUUCAUACAAGAGGUCGAGCUUGAACUUUAAAUAUGAAAAUCUUGAGAAGGCAACAAACUACUUUGACCCAUCAACAAAAGUAGGCCAAGGAGGAAAUGGUUCUGUAUACAAGGGGACUCUGUCUAAUGGGAAGAUAGUUGCAGUUAAGAGAUUGUUUUUCAAUACAAAAGAAUGGGUUGACGAGUUCUUCAAUGAGGUUAACCUCAUCCAUGGGGUUGAACACAAAAAUCUUGUCAAGUUGUUGGGUUGCAGCAUUGAAGGCCCCGAGAGCCUCCUCGUCUAUGAAUUUGUUCCCAAUAAGAGCCUAGAUCAAUACCUCAAUGAUAAGAACAGGAUAAAGAUUCUAAGUUGGGAAGAACGUUUACGCAUUAUAGUCGGAACAGCAGAAGGCCUUGCAUUCCUCCAUGGAGGUUCAGAGAUAAGAAUCAUCCAUAGGGACAUCAAGAGCUCCAAUGUACUUAUGGAUGAAAAAUUUGACGCGAAAAUUGCUGAUUUUGGACUUGCUCGGUGUCUUCCAGCUGGUAAAACUCACCAUAGCACUGGAAUUGCUGGCACAUUGGGAUAUAUGGCUCCUGAAUAUCUUGUAAAAGGACAGCUCACAGAGAAGGCUGAUGUCUAUAGUUAUGGAGUGCUUGUUCUUGAAAUUAUUUGUGGCAGAAAAAACAUUUCUUUGGCAGAGGAUGACUCUGGCUCACUACUGCAAACUGUGUGGAAGCUCUAUACAACAAAUCAGGUCACUAAAGCAUUAGACCCUUGCUUGAAAGGUGAUUUUCCGCUACAAAAGGCACUAAAAAUCCUCAAAGUGGGGCUCUUGUGUACUCAGGCCUCUGUCACCUUAAGACCAUCAAUGUCUGAUGUUGUCCAAAUGCUAACAACAUUUGGACAACCAAUCCCGGAACCAUGCCAACCACCAUUCUUAAAUUCAUGCACCAGUAUAAAAAGCUUAGUCUCCAAUACACUUUCUAAACUAGAUGAUUCUUAUACCGCAACCACAGAGAACUCCUCUAGUAUGCAAAGCUCAUCAGAUGGACCACACGGAAAUGAUCAAGAAUUCCUUUUAAAAACGAUGUCUGUACUGGAAAAAGAGAAAAUAAAAGAAGUAGAGUUUGAUGUAUAAGUGCAGAUUAGAACUAGUAGUGAUGAUACAAGGAGAGAUGUUGCAUUUUUGUGAUUUGUUUCUGCAUAAUGAUACAAAGGAGUAGAGAGAAGUAGAGUGGCA
This is a messenger RNA of Lycium ferocissimum, 2240 nucleotides long. RefSeq names its product cysteine-rich receptor-like protein kinase 42. Gene Ontology annotation, molecular function: protein kinase activity; ATP binding. The coding region runs from base 132 to 2138 and encodes 668 amino acids. The record is from RefSeq and is a predicted model, not a curated record. Gene Ontology annotation, biological process: protein phosphorylation. The transcript is spliced from 6 exons. Lineage: Eukaryota; Viridiplantae; Streptophyta; Magnoliopsida; Solanales; Solanaceae.